Sciurus carolinensis (gray squirrel) is the source of this 2681-nucleotide messenger RNA. RefSeq names its product transmembrane protein 38B (gene Tmem38b). The record is from RefSeq and is a predicted model, not a curated record. Gene Ontology annotation, biological process: potassium ion transmembrane transport. Lineage: Eukaryota; Metazoa; Chordata; Mammalia; Rodentia; Sciuridae. Bases 122 to 994 code for a protein of 290 amino acids. The transcript has 6 exons. Gene Ontology annotation, cellular component: membrane. Gene Ontology annotation, molecular function: potassium channel activity; identical protein binding.
GCACGCGCAGGCGCAGCCGGCGCAGCGGGCACGCGCCCGCGCCGUCCCCUCCCCCACUCCCUCCGCGCCGGAGGGGAACCCGUCGCCGGGGCUGCUUUGGCUGCCGCGGUCGGUUGUCGCCAUGGACUCUCCGUGGGAGGAGCUGACUCUGGCCUUCUCCCGCACGUCCAUGUUCCCCUUUUUUGACAUCGCCCACUACCUGGUUUCCGUGAUGGCGCUGAAGCAUCGGCCAGGAGCAGUGGAAGGGGCCUGGAGGAAUCCUGUUUCAAGCUGGUUUACUGCUAUGCUCCACUGCUUUGGUGGAGGAAUUUUAUCAUGUAUACUGCUUGCAGAGCCUCCACUGAGGUUUCUUGCAAACCACACUAAUAUUUUACUGGCAUCUUCAAUCUGGUAUAUUAUAUUUUUUUGCCCAUGGGACCUAAUUUCCCAGGGCUAUUCUUUCUUACCUGUUCAACUUCUGGCUGCGGGAAUGAAGGAAGUGACCAGAACUUGGAAAAUAGUAGGUGGAGUCACACAUGCUAAUAGCUAUUACAAAAAUGGCUGGCUAAUCAUGAUAGCUAUUGGAUGGGCCCAAGGUGCAGGUGGUAUUAUUAUCACGAAUUUUGAACGGUUGGUAAAAGGAGAUUGGAAACCAGAAGGUGAUGAAUGGCUGAAGAUGUCCUACCCUUCCAAGGUAACCCUGCUGGGGUCCCUUAUCUUCACAUUUCAGCACACCAAGCAUCUGACCAUUUCAAAGCAUAAUCUUAUGUUCCUUUAUACCAUCUUUCUUGUGACCACAAAGAUUACCAUGAUGAUUACGGAGACUUCUUCUGUGACUCUUGCUCCUUUUGAGGAUAUACUGAGUCGAAUGCUCUUUGGCUGGCAGAACCAGUUUUCAUUGUGUGAUAAGAAAUGUGGAACAAAAUCAUCUUCCAAUGGCACUGGUUCAUCAGUUUCAAAACCUAUGACUGAUGGUUUAGAUGUUAAAAGGAAACAUACUAAGAAGACUGAGUAAAUUUUCUUGAGCUCUAGAAGGCAAAAAAAUUUUCUUUCUACCUAUCAAAUUGUGAUAAAUAUUUCUAUGUAGAUGAUGUGAAAUAAAGAUUAUAUAUAAGGAAUGGAGGUGACAAAAAGAAAUUAAUUCUAUUUUAGGGUGACUACCACUUUCUUGAUUGUAAUUCUUGAGUGUCAUGAGUGUAUCAUGUGAAUUUUUUCUGAUAUAAAGUAUCUCGUGAUUAUUUGAAAUUUUACAUUGAUAAAAGAAGUUAUAAAAAUUUAAAACUUUUAAAAAUUGGGUAUUUUCAUACAUUUAAAAAAUCUGAAUCUAUUUGAGCUUAGUUCAGCAGAAUUAAACUUUUAUUUUACAUUACCAUCAUAAUUUCUAGGUGUAGAAAAUUAAUUGAUUAAAAAAUUAAAAUUCCUAUUUAAUUUUGAGCACCGAAGGCAGUACACUUUUCCUAAAAUACUUUAUAAGUGAAAAAUAAGUUGCUAGUUUAUGUUUGCUAUAUGAACUUUGUAAUUUUGCCCACAUUAAAAUGGAGAAUACCUGAAAUUUAACUUAAUUUUAUCUCUAGUCGUUUUUUUCAGUAAAAACACCAUAUUGUUAGUAUGAGUUUCAAUUUGAAGUCUGUUUUAUGCCCUUUUAAAAAAACUGUUUUUUUUCCCCCUUGAAGAAAAUCAGGGGUGCAAUUUUUGAUAAAUUACUAAUUCCAUGUUUGAUACUUUUCAGUUUUCUGAAAUUACAAAACAUGGGAUUGACUCUCCCCGCCGCUGUCCUUAAAACACAUUUAUUUCAACUGUAGAAAAAAUUUUCGCAUUUCACAUGUUUCUCUGACUUCACUUCUUCUGAUUACAGUUCUGGUAGCAGUUGUCUUAAUGAUUCAACAAAAAGUAUUAUCUCUAUUUAAAUUUGUUUCUUCCAUGUCUCCUUUCUAGUGGCUACUUUCUCAGUUUUUUGUUUGAAUGUUUUCUAUUAGAUUACAUAUGGUUACGUUUAGUUUUAAUCUACUUGUACAUGUACUAUUAAUUUUAUUUUAAAUGAGAACUGAUUACCUUCAUGUGAAAAUGUUCAGCUUUGAAAAGAAUUGUGUGCACAUUUAAUAGUAAUCAGCUAAGAAAUAGAUCAACUGAAUUCUCAUGGUCGUCUUAUUUGAUUGAAGAAUGAUGACAUUAAAUCUGGUUUCUUAUUGGCAAAAUAAAAAACAAACAAGAAAAGAUACUCAAUGAUGUUAGAGUUUCUUUAUUUUAUGGUUUUAAAAGUACAGUUCUGACAUUCAAACUGUGACAUGAUUUCUUAUACCAAGACCAUGAACCUACUACCUGUAUCAGGUAGAACUUUCAGAUGGCUUAGAAGUACUCAAGUCAUAUUCAAGUUGAAAGUUCUUUGCUUUUAAUUUUUAACAACUGUAAACACCAGCAUUUGUUUAAUACUGGUGUUAAAAAGAAAAAUGAUUUUCUUUUUGACAGGUGGAGCACUUUUGAUACUCUUGGAAUGCUAAGAAGUUUAUUUUUAAUACUGUGACAGCAUUAAAUUGAGUUCUGUAUUAUAUGUGAUAUUCUUAAUAGUUGAAAACUUUUCAAAAUGAACUUGUUAUUAAUUAUUGGUCAAUUUUGAAGUUUGGAUUUAACUGUAGUUAAAAUGGUUGGAAUCUUGUUUUAUGCUUGUAUCAAAAGACAAAUUCAUUAAAAUAAGUUAUUCAACA